This is a messenger RNA of Callorhinchus milii (elephant shark), 4263 nucleotides long. RefSeq names its product phosphatidylinositol-4,5-bisphosphate 3-kinase, catalytic subunit delta (gene pik3cd). The transcript is spliced from 23 exons. NCBI's taxonomy places the organism in Eukaryota, Metazoa, Chordata, Chondrichthyes, Chimaeriformes, Callorhinchidae. Gene Ontology annotation, cellular component: cytoplasm; plasma membrane; phosphatidylinositol 3-kinase complex. Gene Ontology annotation, biological process: phosphatidylinositol-mediated signaling; cell migration; phosphatidylinositol 3-kinase/protein kinase B signal transduction. Bases 480 to 3620 code for a protein of 1046 amino acids. The record is from RefSeq and is a predicted model, not a curated record. Gene Ontology annotation, molecular function: 1-phosphatidylinositol-3-kinase activity; 1-phosphatidylinositol-4-phosphate 3-kinase activity.
AGGGGAAAUAGGGGGUGGGGGAGAGAUACCAAGCAAAGAGAAAGAGGGAACAACUUGUGAACAAAAAAGAGAGUUAUGGGGAAGUCGAAAGAGCUGAAUCAAUAAGCAUCUUCCAGCUGCGAUAUUGGGUUGUGGAAGCUCUUGAGCUAACAUGUUGUUGGCAUGUUGUUGGCAUGUGAGCCGGGGUGAGUGCCCGGAGAUCCACGGUAAGGCUGACGGGAACCCAACCACCGCUCACUGUGUCUCUCGUGACUUCGUGCCAAAUCUGCACAGCUCAGCCAGAGAUCCUCGCAUUAUGUAACAGGUCUCAACGUUUCAGGACUUUUACCAAGUUUGUUUGCAAUCAGCGUUUCGACUUGAGCAAGACAGCCGUUUAGUUAACUCUUGAUGUGAAAGUACAGUACUUAAGUACUUUGCUGAGCGCCUUGGCACUUUGCAACUCAGGAACUAAGAGGGUUGUGGUAGCUGACGGGAGCAGGAUGCCUCCAGGAAUGCAAUAUCACCAGGAUCUGUGGAGCGAGGAUGAGAACCCGGACGUGGAGGUUGAGUUUCUGCUGCCAACGGGCAUUUACUUGAACUUCUACGUGCCUCGCAGCUCGACCAUCAGUUACAUCAAGAAGCUGCUAUGGCAACAGGCUCAGCAGCAGCCGCUGUUCCACACGCUGAACGAGCCGGACGCCUACGUCUUCACGUGUAUCAACCACACGGCCGAACGGGAGGAGCUGGAGGACGAGCGGCGGAGGCUGUGUGACGUCAGGCCAUUCCUCCCCGUCCUCAAGCUGGUGGCCCGAGAGGGCGAUCGAGCGGAGAAGCUCAUCAACUCCCAGAUCAGCCUGCUCAUCGGCAAAGGACUGCACGAGUUUGACUGCAUGCAGGAUUACGAGGUGGCCGAGUUCCGGUUGAAGAUGCGUCAGUUCUGUGAGGACAAAGAGUCGGAACGACUUCGGAUGUCGUGGCAGGACUGGAUGGAAUACAGCUUCCCCCGGGAACUGGAGCCCAUCCAAGAGGCUCCCGAUAACAACAUGAUCCGGACCCUGAGCAACCGUAACAUUGUCAUCAACGUCAAGUUUCAAUACAAUGAAGAAAGUUUCAGCUUCCAAAUCUCCCCCCAGUCGCACCCUGGAACUCUCAUGCAGAUGGCGGUGAAGAAAAAAGCCACAGUUUUCCGUCACAAAACCGUGGAACACACCGAAGAUUACACCCUGCAGGUGAACGGAACCGAAGAGUAUAUCUACGGCAACUACCCACUCGGUCAAUUUAAGCAUAUCUGGAACUGUAUGUACAGCAGUUCCACCCCUCACUUGACAAUGGUCCAUUCCUCCACAAUCAAUUCCUUGAAAGGGGAGCAGUCGAACAGUAUUGCGCAAGUCCCCAAGAGCCGGACUUAUUCCAAACCACCACCGUUGCCAAUUAAGAAGCAAUCUGGCAUCACCCUCUGGAACCUCGAUCAGCCCUUUACGAUCACUUUGAUGUCCGGGAGCAAAGUAAAUGCGGACGAAGGGAUGAAGCUUGUGGUCCAGGCAGGCCUGUUCCACGGCAGCGAGAUGCUCUGCAAAACCGUCUCGAGCCACGAGGUCAGUGUGUGCUCGGAGCCUGCGUGGGACCAAGCUCUGGAGUUUGACAUCCAUUUCUCCGACCUCCCGCGCAUGACCCGCCUCUGCUUCGCCCUGUACGGGGUCAUCGACAAAGCCAAGAAAGCCAGAUCCACCAAGAAGAAAUCGAAGAAAGCUGAUUGCCCCAUCGCCUGGGUGAACACCAUGGUGUUUGACUACAAGGACCAGCUGAAGACCGGGGACGUCUGGCUACACAUGUGGCCAUCGAUACCUGAUGAAAAGGGAGAGCUAUUAAACCCGAUGGGUACCGUUCAGGGCAACCCAAACACCGACAGUGCCGCAGCUUUGUACGUCCGCUUCCGCAACAUGGGAUCCUACCCGAUUUACUACCCCUCGUUCGAUAAGAUUCUUGAGUUGGGUAAGAAUGGAGACCAUUCGAAAGCUUCGCCAACGGAGCAACAGCAGCUGAAGGAGAUCAUGGAACGAAAAUCGUGCACCGAAUUCUUUGAGGAUGAGAAAGACUUGGUGUGGAAGCUGAGGUGGGAAUCGCGUGAUCAUUAUUCCGAUGCACUCGCUAAACUGCUGUCUAUAACCAAGUGGAACAAGCACGAGGAUGUGGCCCAGAUGAUUUACCUCCUGCAGUCGUGGCCGGAGCUCCCUGCACUACACGCCUUGGAGCUCCUGGACUACAGCUACCCCGAGCGCUAUGUCCGCUCCUUCGCGAUAAACUGCUUAAAAAAUCUCAGUGAGGAGGAGCUGUUUCAGUAUCUCCUACAACUGGUGCAAGUGCUGAAGUAUGAACCUUACCUGGACUCGGAACUCACAAAGUUCUUACUGAACAGGGCCCUGGCCAACAAAAAGAUAGGACACUUCCUGUUCUGGCAUCUCAGGUCAGAAAUGCAUGUCCCAGCGGUCUCACUACGGUUUGGAUUAAUUCUGGAGGCGUACUGCCGGGGAAAUAACUACCACAUGAAGUCCCUGAUGAAACAGUGCGAAUCGCUUAAGAAAAUGAAAGCCCUGAACGAUUUUGUGAAGUCGAGUUCCCAGAAGACAACCAAGCCGAAAACCAAAGAGGCCUUGCAUCUGUUCAUGAGGCAGGAAGCCUACAUGGAGGCACUCUCCAACCUCCACUCGUCCCUGAACCCCAGCAGCCUCCUCACCGACCUCUGGGUGGACAAGUGCAAGUUCAUGGAUUCUAAAAUGAAGCCCCUGUGGAUCGUGUACAAGAACGAGAAGUACGACGGCGAUCCGAUGGGCGUCAUGUUCAAAAACGGCGACGAUCUUCGUCAAGACAUGCUAACGAUUCAGAUGAUUCAGCUCAUGGAUGUCCUGUGGAAACGACAGGGCCUGGACUAUAGGAUGAUCCCAUACGCCUGCCUUUCCACCGGAGACAAGACGGGACUGAUCGAGGUGGUCUCUCGGUCCGAGACGAUCGCCAACAUCCAGCUCAAUAAAAGCAACAUGGCAGCCACGGCAGCCUUUAACAAGGACGCACUGCUGAACUGGUUAAAAUCCAAAAACCCCGGGGAAGCACUGGAUCGAGCUAUAGAGGAGUUUACCCUCUCGUGUGCUGGCUACUGUGUAGCCACGUACGUACUAGGAAUUGGUGACCGACACAGUGACAAUAUUAUGAUUCGGGAAAAUGGACAGCUUUUCCACAUUGAUUUCGGGCACUUCCUGGGAAACUUCAAGAGUAAGUUCGGGAUCAACAGGGAACGGGUGCCAUUCAUCUUAACCCACGAUUUUGUGCACGUGAUUCAACAAGGCAAAACCAGCAACAGUGAGAAGUUUGAGAGGUUCCGGAAGUAUUGCGAGCACGCCUACAUGAUUCUCAGGAAGCACUGUCCUCUCUUCAUUAACCUCUUCGCUCUGAUGCGAGCAGCUGGACUGCCUGAGCUCAGCUCCUCCAAAGACAUCCAGUACCUCAAGGAUUCACUGGCUUUAGGGAAAACCGAAGAAGAGGCACUGAAACACUUCAAAAUGAAAUUCGACGAAGCUCUGAGGGAGAGCUGGAAGACCAAGGUGAACUGGAUGGCUCAUAACGUGGCCAAGGACAAUAGAUCCUAGCUGAGCUGGAUCUAUUAUGAAGAUUAUUAUUAUAUUUAUUAUUAUGAUCUAUUAUGAGAGAGUGAGAGAUCGAGAGAGAGAGGGCGAGAUCGAAAGAGAGAGAACAGAGGACAAGUGACAGAUAAACCGCCCCACCAGCGUGUCACACCUACAAAUACUGGGACAACACUUUAGCUGACGGGCUGUGUGAGUGCGUGUGCGAAAACCACAGAAAUGUUCUCUCUCAACACUUUGUUUUGUUGCCCCCACCCCACCCACCCCACCUCUGAUGGACUGAUGGACUCCGAGAGAAAGAUAUUUACAUGAGCAAAGCAAGGCAUCAGAAUCUGGACAAUCUCCCCCCUCUCUUUCUCUCCCAUCUCCUCCUCCAACCCCUCUCCCCCACAACCCCCCACCACCACCACGAACUCGCUGGUCCUCGACUUAAAACGAACAAGGCGUUUAAAGUACUCAGACUCUUGCAGAAUUUGGGGAGAUGUUUCGGACAACUCUGCCUUUCGUUUGCCGGAAAGUUGACCACAAAGGAUGGUGUGUGUGUGUGGUGUGUAUGUGUGUGUGUGUGUGUUAAAAGAGCCGGUCAGCUCCAAGAGUCGGGGCAGUGCGUGUAUUUUUUUUCCACCACAAUAAAAAGGCUGCACAAUUA